GGAGGCUUAGUUUCUCCUCUCGCCUGCCCUUCAAACCCUGGGGGUAGCCGAAAGCGGCUGAGGAUUCCCAGUGUUUUGGGGCUCCGUGGUCCUGGAGUGACGAGGAGUGAGUAAUAAGAGAGCUCGGAAUAUACGCGCUAGGACUUAAGGACAGACCAGAAGUGACCCCCUGAGUGGGGAGAGGUUUGCUAGCAAACUCGGCGUGUCCUUUCCAGCCCUGGGCUGCCACUCACUCCAUCAUGGACCACGCCGGCGCCGGCUCCAGCUUCCAGUCUGACCUGGAUUUCUGUCCCGACUGCGGUUCGGUCCUGCCUCUGCCUGGGCCUCAAGAGAUGGUCACCUGUUCUCGCUGUGGCUUCUCCAUCAAUGUGCGAGAUUUCGAAGGGAAGGUUGUGAGGACCUCAGUUGUGUUCAAUAAAUUGGAAACAGCCAUGACUAUAUCGAUGCAGGAAGGACCUGAGUUCCAGGGACCUGUGGUUGACAGGCGCUGCCCUCGAUGUGGCCAUGAAGGGAUGGCAUACCACACCAAACAGAUGCGUUCAGCUGAUGAAGGGCAAACAGUCUUCUAUACCUGCACCAGUUGCAAGUUCCAAGAAAAGGAAGAUUCUUGAUGUUUUUCUGGAUGGCCCAAUAAUCCCUCCCUCUAUUGCUUGAAAGGUGCAAUAUACUGGAUUCUUAGAUCCCUUGUCUAUUUCUGGUUGCAGUGUUUUGCACCAAGAGGAAAAGAAGCAGAUCAUUAUACGGAGAUUCCAAUUAUCCUUAAACUAUUUCUAUCCCUAGGUGAAUUAGCUUAUUAAAGUUAUAUUUUUCUAUCAGG
Molecule: messenger RNA, 817 nt
Organism: Erinaceus europaeus (western European hedgehog)
Lineage: Eukaryota; Metazoa; Chordata; Mammalia; Eulipotyphla; Erinaceidae
Gene: POLR1H
Product: RNA polymerase I subunit H
Exons: 4
Coding region: 240-611 (123 amino acids)
Biological process (GO): DNA-templated transcription; termination of RNA polymerase I transcription
Cellular component (GO): RNA polymerase I complex
Molecular function (GO): DNA-directed RNA polymerase activity; zinc ion binding; nucleic acid binding
Source: RefSeq, a predicted model, not a curated record